AUGCCUUUUUCAGAUGUAACUGCUGUACUGAAAAGGGAACUGAAAGUUUCAAAUCUUGGUCUUGAUCAUGGAAAACCGUUAGAUUUUCAAAUAUCCCAGCCCCGAACCCCUCCCCCCCUCUCCACCCGCUCUCGGCUUCGGAGUUUUCGCCUAAGUCAGAAUUUAACUGCUUUUUCACUCAUGGAGCUAUUUUAUAACAUUUAUUCUGAUUAUAUAGUCAAAAUUAUUCUAAAAUUUGUUUGCUGUCACCACUCACUUAACAAAUUACAAGUGGUUACAAAGGGUUACGUUUCUAUGUUAGUGAUGUAUUUUCUAGAGAAUGUCACGCGACGGAUCCUGCAACCCCUGUCUUGGAAUCCAAGAGCAUGCGCAUGGAACUGGAAUGGCCUGAAUAAAAUUCCUUUUUGGAUAAUUCGCCUAAUUCUGUGUGGUUAUGCUUUUGCAAGCUUCGUUGCUGCAGCAGUCGUUAUUGCAAACCGAGACCGCAAUCAUGCAUGGGUAAUCUACCUCACCAGUGUCAACCAUGUCCUUGUCACUGUGUACAUCCUGAGUUGUGGCGUACAAUCAACAAUGUACAUUUGGUGGUCACGUGAGAAUAACCAUAACUUGCCUGAAGGUGCCUCAAAGGAUACUUGGAAGAGCCAGAUAUUCAAAGUAUACACUAGAUUCCAUUGGGUGAUGUUGAAUGUUGCAGUGAAUGUAACUUCCUUUGUUUUCUUUGCUUACUGGUUUUUGGUUUCAAGCGAUGACCGGGAAUUCAAAGAAAGCAGAAAUGUUGCUAUCAGAUACAUGACUAUUGAUCGACAUGGGAUAAACUUGCUAAUUCUUCUCAUUGAUUUCACCCUUUCCAGAACGCCAAUGCGCCUGCUGCACUGUGUGUAUCCAUCAUGCCUGGUUGGUUUAUACUUCAUAUCCAAUUGCAUUUAUUGGGCCAGUACUGGCAACCUUGUGUAUGGACCAGUGCUUGACUAUGGGCGCCACACAGGCAAGGCGGUGGGGAUGAUUUUGGCUGCAGUUUUUAUAAUAGCUCCAUUAAUACAACUGAUCUGGUUCAUGCUGUACCUUCUGAGAAGGCGCCUUUCAAAAGGAACUGACGCUGAGACUGAAGCUACUUACGAGCUGACUUCUUGUGAAACGAACCUAAUUGAGAAUUAACGGUCGUGAUGUAACUGGCCUUGCCGGUUUCUAAAUACAUGUACAUGUAGAAA
Molecule: messenger RNA, 1208 nt
Organism: Rhopilema esculentum
Lineage: Eukaryota; Metazoa; Cnidaria; Scyphozoa; Rhizostomeae; Rhizostomatidae
Source: RefSeq, a predicted model, not a curated record